CGGCAAUCGAAGAGCUUGGCCAACAUAAUGCGCUAACCUAACCUCAACGGUCGUCUAAAAACGUCAGAAGGAAUUUUUUGAUUUUAGAGUAAUACGUGAGAGAAUCCUAUCGUGGCACAGUGAUGUCCAGUACAAAAGAAGACAUAGAUAUAAAUGAGGCAUUUGAUAAUUUAUUAUUUGCUGAAGACAUAGCAGAAAGAUCUGGGUACGAAGAAGGUUAUAAAGUUGGACGAGUUCGUAUAAUUGAUGGAUAUCAUCUUGGUUACCACAGAGGAAGCACAUUGGCUGCUCAACUCGGCUAUUACAGUGGGAUCAUUGAAUUAUGUUUGCUGACAAAACAUCUUCCUGACAAAGUUACUUGUCUAGCAAAAAAGUUGCUAGAAGAGAUUAAUAAUUUUCCUAAAUUUAAUAGCGAUACCCUCGACAUAUUAAACAUUUUUGAAAAUAUUAAAUUUCAAUAUAUUAAAUUUUGUUCUUUAGCAAAAAUAAAUGCGACAUAUCCUGAUACUGAUAAACUUGACUUUUAGUUUGAUAUUUUAAUCUACUUU
Messenger RNA from Orussus abietinus, 548 nucleotides. RefSeq lists its product as uncharacterized. Lineage: Eukaryota; Metazoa; Arthropoda; Insecta; Hymenoptera; Orussidae. Bases 123 to 527 code for a protein of 134 amino acids. The record is from RefSeq and is a predicted model, not a curated record. The transcript has 2 exons.